Molecule: messenger RNA, 640 nt
Organism: Moneuplotes crassus
Lineage: Eukaryota; Ciliophora; Spirotrichea; Euplotida; Euplotidae
Source: the annotation of a GenBank genome assembly
UUUUAAUUGAAAUAGAAAUGGGAAAUAAAUCCUCAUCGGAAAGUAAGUACCUUGGCUCCGGCUGUUUUUCCUCUUGAGAGUGAAAUUUUGGCUGGAAGAUUUUCUAUCAUUUGGGAACGUGUAUGGAAUCUACGGGGUUAAUUAGAUUCUUAGUGAGAGAUAUUGGAUUUAAGGAACAUUUAUAAGAAGGACUUAGAUAUGACCCAACUGGUUGUUAAAAUUUAUGUACAAUACAACUUAUUAUAUUGAAUUAAGGACGUCUAGAGUGAUUUCUAAUUGGAUUUAAACAAUAUUCCCUUGACUCUAGAAUGAAGCUUUAGAUCCUGGCCUUGUUGGCGAUUUGACCAUAGCUUCAAUACUCAUCGCAUAAUUACUUUUCUAAAUAUCCAAAUAGGCAAUUCAGCAUCACAAAAGCCAAAAAUGAGUCCUGAUGUAAGCCUUUGAUAUAAGAAUCUACGAACAGUUUGUUUCUUAAAAAUUAGCCGGGCUCGAGGUUAAAAACCUGUGCUUAGCAGAAGAUUUGGUAUUAGUGCAUAUAGGGUAAUUACACUUAACCACAAUUUCUUCUUAUACUAACCCUCUGACACCUCAGACGAAUAGAAUUUAGCAAGAUGGUCUUGUCUUUCAAACACCACAAAUC